Rhodamnia argentea is the source of this 1476-nucleotide messenger RNA. RefSeq names its product organic cation/carnitine transporter 3-like. Gene Ontology annotation, molecular function: transmembrane transporter activity. The transcript has a single exon. NCBI's taxonomy places the organism in Eukaryota, Viridiplantae, Streptophyta, Magnoliopsida, Myrtales, Myrtaceae. Gene Ontology annotation, biological process: transmembrane transport. The record is from RefSeq and is a predicted model, not a curated record. The coding region runs from base 1 to 1476 and encodes 491 amino acids. Gene Ontology annotation, cellular component: membrane.
AUGGCGAAUUCAUCGCCCCUCCGAUCGGAAAUCGAGUCGCCUGAGUUAGGAGUUCUAAUUGACGACGAGAUCAGCCUCCAAACGCUGGACGAGAUGAUCGAGUGGUGCAUCGAGGGGUUCGGCUGGCGGCAGUUUCUCCGAGCCCUGCUUGUCUCCUUGGCCUGGUUCUUCGAUGGACAACAGGCAUGCAUUAGCGACUACAGCGACGCCGGAGCCACUUGCGACUCGGCCGGGAACAGGUCUGUCUACAACUCCAUCAUAACGGAGUGGGGGCUAGAGUGCGCGAGCUCCUUCAUCACUGGCCUCCCGACCUCGUGCUUCUACUUGGGCUGCCUGAUCGGCGGCUUCGCGUUCGCCACCCUCGCUGACUCCUCGCUCGGCCGAAAGAACCUGCUUGUCCUCUCGUGUUUGAUUAUGUCGUUGGCCGCCUUGGCCACCUCGUUCUCCCCCAACCUCUGGGUCUACUCGGCACUGCGGCUUGUCAGUGGGUUCGGACGAGCGUCCAUUGGCACGAGCGCGCUGGUCCUGUCGACCGAGACGGUCGAAAAAAGGUCGAGAGGACUCAUUGGGAUGAUUGGCCUGUUCUUCGGAACAUUAGGGUUAUUAUCCUUGCCUGCCAUAGCAUACCUCCUCAGAGAUGCUUCGUGGAGAUACCUCUACGUUUCGACCUCGGCACCCGCCAUCUUAUACUGCCUCCUCUUGUUCUUCUUCAUCCGCGAGUCUCCAAAAUGGCUCUUCAUGCAGGGCCGCGAGGACGAGGCCAUGGCCAUACUGAGGAAUAUCACGCUGCCGACAAAGCACGGCAGGCUGAAGUCCUACCUGUCAAGCUUUCCCCAUAAGCAAGAAACCACAAAACUCGACCUGUACUCCUCGAUCAAGGACCUAUUCCGGAGGCGGUGGGCGCUGACCCGGUUGGCGAAGGUCAUGGCGCUCGGGUUUGGCAUCGGGAUGAUGUACUACGGGAUGCUGUUGGGGGUCGGAAACCUAGGAUUCAACAUCUACCUAAGCGUCACCUUCAAUGCCUUGCUAAUCAUACCAUCCUACUUUGUGUCCUAUUUCUUGCUGAAUGGAUGGAAUAGGAAGAGCACAAUUCUUGGCUUCACAAUGGUGAGUGGUGCGCUAAGUGUGGCAUGUGCUUUUGUGGGGAGUGGGGGUGUGGAAAUAGGGUUGGAACUUGCCUCUUUCUUCUGCACUUGCAUGGCUUACAAUGUGCUCGUCAUCUACACCAUCGAAUUGUUUCCAACAAGCGUGAGAAAUUCGGCGACGUCGAUGAUGAGACAAGCCAUCACACUCGGUGUUCUAUUCGAUCCAACGUUGAUCUCGGCCGGCAGGGAAAUACCCCAUUUGACCUACUCAGUGUUUGGAAUCGCGAUCAUUUUCUGCGGGCUCAUGGUGCUUUUGUUGCCGGAGACAAGAGGGACGACGCUCUCCGAUACCAUGGAUGAGCAAGAGCAGAGAGAUUUUUGCUCUGAAUAA